This is a messenger RNA of Vicia faba (fava bean), 450 nucleotides long. Lineage: Eukaryota; Viridiplantae; Streptophyta; Magnoliopsida; Fabales; Fabaceae. The record is from the annotation of a GenBank genome assembly.
AUGUAUCGAACUCAUUCGAUUUUUGUCAGAAAACCUCUGUUCUUUUUGGGUUGCUUCCGUAACUCAGGAGCUCAUAUUGUCAAAGGAGGUCCGCGUUCGGAAAGUUUUACGGAUCAUAGUCCAACUCCGGCCACCCUCCUCCCUCACCGCCGGACUUCCAUUUUCUCACCACUGCCUGACUAUUCUUCCUCUCUCAACUCCAUAGCUCCCUCCGUCUGCAAUCUCUCUCUGUCCGCAGCUCCCUCCGUCUGCAAUCUCUCUCUGUUCACAGCUCCCUCCGUCUACAACCUCUCUCCGUCUGCAACUUCCCUACGUCUGCAACCUCCUUCCGCCGCGUCUUGCUUCCUCCCAGCCGGUACACUCAGCUUCGGUAAACCUCGACUCUUCCUCUUCAUAUACUUCAAUCAUCUUCAAGAGGACAUGACUUCCAUGCGAAGAAAUACUAUUUGA